AUGAGCAAAGUCUCUGAUCUUGCCUUCGAAAACCUCGCAACUGAAGACGCUGGCAAAGAGCAACCACCCAGCUCACUAUCCGCAAUAUCCUACAUCAAACACAAUGAAAUGAUCACCAGAUCCAUACAAGAAUGGGGCGAGGGAAUCAUAAAUCACAAAGAAGCGCUCUCAGACUGGUUCGUCACCAAGAUCGAGCAUAUGAAGAACUUCCAUUUCUCCGCCGUUCUACACGAGGUCCUGAAAGUCUCGAUAGCCCACCUCAGCAAUACAACCAAGGCAAGCAAUAACAAGGAAGAAGCAAUCAUAUUCAUCGAGCGGAUGGCAGAUUGCGACCAGGUGACGGUUGGAUGGACCAAAAUCGACCAUCCGCCGCUCACGCCCUGGUGGAUUGUACGGCUGCUUCGGGGAUAUUUCAGCGAUCCGACGGAGGGCGGCAUGCCGGUUCUGAGAAGCUCGUGUGGAUCGAUGGCGUCUGCGCAGGAUCUAUGGAGAGCGAAGGGAUACUCUGCGCUGGAUUACCUGUGUGGGUUGAGUUUAAAUAACGGUGGGAUUCCGCUGCCGGAGUUCUCGAAGAUCUUGAUCGAGACGAACAAGGAAGCGCCGGUCUAUGAUGCUGUCGAGCAUAAUUGUUUCUGGUAUGCUCGGUCGGUGUAUCUCAAGGCUUUGGAGGGGUGGCAGCCUGAGGAACAUCGAGGGGGGUAUUUCAAACAUAUGGGCAAGUUUGCUGGGAUGCGGACAAAGUUGGCGGUUGUUAUUGCCCAGAGAAUGAAAAUUCGCAACCCGGUUACAAAACAGAUUGAGAAAGAUGAGGAGGAAGAAAGGCUUUUGUCGACGUGA
Molecule: messenger RNA, 837 nt
Organism: Aspergillus steynii IBT 23096
Lineage: Eukaryota; Fungi; Ascomycota; Eurotiomycetes; Eurotiales; Aspergillaceae
Exons: 2
Coding region: 1-837 (278 amino acids)
Source: RefSeq, a predicted model, not a curated record